UUACAAAGAGAAAUAUCAGUGAUGAAAUCUUUAAAUCAUGUGAACAUGGUGAAUCUUCACCAAGUCGUGGAAUCAAAUGACAAGUUUUACUUGAUUGUGGAUUUAGCUGAUCAAGGUGAUCUUCUAGAUUUUGUUGGUCUUCACGGCUCCCUUAAUACCGAGAAAACCAAGAAAAUCUUCAGACAAAUUGUCGAUGCAGUUUCUUACUGUCAUCAACAAAAUGUCGCUCACCGAGAUUUGAAGCUUGAAAAUAUCCUCAUGGCCAAAGGUCAAGUCAAGUUGGCUGAUUUUGGAUUCAGUCGACAAAUGACAAGCACAGACUUUUACAGUCAGACAUUUUGUGGUAGUGUAGCCUACACUGCACCAGAAGUCUUACAAGGUAAAAAGUAUAACCCAUUUCAAUCAGAUAUCUGGAGUAUGGGUAUCAUUUUGUAUGCCAUGUUGUUUGGUCGACUACCAUUCGACGAUACAAAUGUCACUAAAAUGAUGGUUGAGUAG
Patella vulgata (common limpet) is the source of this 498-nucleotide messenger RNA. Its product is annotated as testis-specific serine/threonine-protein kinase 3-like. The record is from RefSeq and is a predicted model, not a curated record. The annotation marks the transcript as partial. The transcript has 2 exons. Lineage: Eukaryota; Metazoa; Mollusca; Gastropoda; Patellidae. Gene Ontology annotation, molecular function: ATP binding; tau-protein kinase activity; protein serine/threonine kinase activity. Gene Ontology annotation, biological process: microtubule cytoskeleton organization; intracellular signal transduction; protein phosphorylation. Gene Ontology annotation, cellular component: cytoplasm.